Molecule: messenger RNA, 3304 nt
Organism: Rhopilema esculentum
Lineage: Eukaryota; Metazoa; Cnidaria; Scyphozoa; Rhizostomeae; Rhizostomatidae
Biological process (GO): double-strand break repair; positive regulation of DNA repair
Cellular component (GO): BRCA1-A complex
Molecular function (GO): K63-linked polyubiquitin modification-dependent protein binding; DNA binding; histone binding
Source: RefSeq, a predicted model, not a curated record
ACGCUUCCUUUCCUCAAGGGCGCCCCCGCAGUAUCACUAAUCGUCUAAUGGCGCGAUUUUCGGUCCUUGGUCAAGGAUAUUACUUCUAGCUGUCCGUGGUUUGCUGUGCCUUUCAGAUAUUGCAGACAUGAGUGAAAAUAAGAUAAAUGUUCUUAAACGGAAAACAACGAUGAUCAGAAUAGAACGUCAUCACAACUGCAGAAAAAAACAUUUAUCAGUGGCUGCUGUUGUUCAGAUUCUUAAUUCAUAUCAUAAAAUGUUGGAGAGAGCUCAAUCAAAGCAGAAUUUGAUUGCUCAGUGGGGACCACCAGUGAAAGUAUCAAAGGAUCUGGAGCAAAAAGAUGGAACUCUUUUUGUAAAAGAUAUGAGAAGGGAGCUAGGCCUAUUGCAGAGAAUUUUAAGUGUAAACAUGGGCAAUGUGUUAAAAAAGAGUACAGAAGUUGGAAGGGCUGACAAUAAUGAAAAUACUGAGAAUGAAUACAAAGAAAGUUGCUACCAGACAAGAUCUUCUAGAAACAAGGACAAUAAAACAUAUGAUGGCAGUCUUUUUGAUGAUUCAGAAUCUAGUAAUGAUGAUGAUGGUGAUGCUGAUUAUCAGGUCAAAUCAAAGAAAAAGUCAUUUAAAGGCUGGUUGGGAAGAAAAUUUACACAUGGAAAGGAUGAGGUUCUAACAAAAAAAGCAAAUGAUGAUGGUUUGUCAAAGAGGGAAAAUAAGCAAUUUAUCAAAAUAGAUGAUGAUGAAGAAGAAGUAACCAAUCGUCUAGAAGUAAACACACCAGAAUUUGGUGCCAACGCAGAAGAAAACGAACCACAAGAUACCACGAUAGAGAAAGAGAAUAGAGAAAAAUCAGCUGCGUCAAAAUUCACAAAUUAUCUGAAAAGCUUUAAAAUUUCUAUGAUUAAAAGAAAACAUAAAAGAGAUAAUGAAAGCGAAGCGACGAUGGCUGAGUGUCCUGGUAAACCAGAGGAGGCCAAUACUGAAAAGGGAGAAGAUGAAGGGCUGCCGGCUGCUCCAACAAGAAAAAAAAGAAAGAGAGAGCAAAAAUUGGUGAGCUGUCCUAUGUGUGAUGGAAUGUUUGUGGAGAGUGAGAUAAACGAUCAUGCAUUUACUUGCAAUGGGGAACCUCCAGAAGCAGCCAGAUCAACUGUUCCACGUGAUCCACUGUUGGAACAAAGUCUCGACUACAUUCCACUGCAACCGGAAGAGCGGCCAGAUUCCGGAAAUUCACGCAAACCAAUCGAAAACAGUGAUGGAUUUAGUGAAUGGAAAAAUGCUUGCAAGAGGGUUGUUGUCAGCGAAACUGGACGCCAUGUUGAAUCGUUUGAAAUCAAUCAUGAAAAGUUAUUCGAGUCGAUAGCACAAGAAUCUGAGCAAAUAGAAAAGGAUGACAUACAAGCUUUUGAGACAAAGAAAAAGCCAAGGAGACAGAUGAAGCUACAGAAGCCUGCAAGCCACAAUGAUGUACAAUAUGAAUCUCGUGCUGAUCGAAUGAAGCAAAGAAAUGUGGAUUCUAAUUGGAUGUCUGACGACUCUGAGGAUUCCGGUGACAAAAGCGAAUUGUUGAACCAGUACUUGGGUGUAAAAAAGACGGACAAGUCAAGGAACGGAGGCAGGGGUCCAAGAGGGGCUAAAAGGAGACGCGCAAAGCCACGCCUUGAUGAGGAAGAUAGUCUCGAUGAAAGUGAAAACUGCGAAAAAUGUUUUCUUUGCUCGACUAUUGUCGUAAAAGCAAAGUAUCCAAGCCAUGUAAUGAAGUGCAUUGCUGCGGCUGAAAGGGGGGAAAAUGUCGCAAGAAAAGCAGGGGCACCUUCAGAUAAUGCGACAGGCCAUUCUCAAGAACCACAGAAUGACGAAAUGAAUGGUGGGAAAAAUAGGCUGAAGCGGCAAUUAGGUAAUCGAACAUCUUGGGCACAGUAUGACAAAGUAGAUCGGGGAGAAAGCAACCAACAAGAUUUUGUUGACAUCGAGGAAGAUAAUGAAAAACAUGAAAAUGAAGACGACUCUCCUAUCAAAUCUUUCAAGCCAGUUGGGGAGACCAGUUUGUUCAACUUUGAUAACCAGUUUAAGAACAACAUGCCAAAAAGAAGAGUGAAAUUGUCAAGAAAUGUCGCUUUGAAGAACGGAAACCGAUAACUUGCGAUCGUUGAUUUUUGAAGCUUGGACAUCAAUAACUAAUAAAUAUUCCCUUUAUUUACGAACAGUACUUUAGUAGUUCAUUUGUCUAUUAUCUGAUCUACCAUAAGACCAAGAAAUCGAAGUUCCUAGAGAUUUUGCUUGCCGAGAGGCCGAUAAAUCUUACCUUUCUAUGACUGGAUAUCAUGGCGGUGUCUGCAAUGGGAGGGUAAGAGGCGUGACCCAUGAGGCCACGCCCCAUUUCUCCUCAUUUUAUUGCAUUAUACCCGGCAUGGUCUCCUUACGCAAAUUUUAAAAAUUGAGAUAUGAAUUUACCCAUCGAUCAAAUUUUAAAAAAGUCUUAUGGAAAGUUUUCCUUAUUUCCUAGUAGCAUUCAUAUUGCCCUAUUGACCAUGUUGUGGAUGGCAUAUUGUUUCAGAUUAUUUUGUAUGGAAUGUAACGUUCCUAUAUAAAGACGAAAGCCGCAUAUAUGAACCUACUUUUUUAAAACCAGCCCUUUUUCGUUCUUGCAUUAAAAAUAAACAUUUGUGAAAUAAUGAUGAGGGGUUAUACUCGGCCCGAAUACUCGGCCCGAAAAAAUUAGUGGAUACAACAUGCACCUAGCAGCAUACCCUUCCCUCUAUAACGCGUAUAAAUGCUUGAUGACACUUAGCUGCACCCAAGUUUCCUUUGAAAGAUUAUUCAGCGCUACUGAUAAUUUCAAAAGAAGAUAGAACUUUCCACUUGAUUACGAGCAAGUCAUUGGCCAGUUUGCUGAUCCAUUUGCACUUCUUCGAAAAGAGUUGAAACUCUGAAAAUUUAAAUAAGUUUUGAUUUUGAUUCUCAACUCUACAUGGGAUUUUAAAGCCUGUUUUCACGAGAGGAAACGUAUGGAUCCAAUUGGGUCCUAAUUUACGAAUUAAAGUCAAUAUACAGCUGCUGUUUAGCGUAUUGCUUUAUUAUCAAUUUUUAUUGAAUCAAUCGUAUUCUAAGCCACAUUUUUAGUGGGUGUGACUCAAUUUUUCCCGCCGCUCCCUAAACCGGGUCCUUGAGUUUUCUAGCCACCCUGCGAUUUUGACGCCAGACCGCCCCUGAGUGUGGUUUUGAAAUAGUUUAAAAAUAUCAAUGAUUAUAUAAAAUCAACAAUUGGUUACCAUAUUUAGAUUCUGUUAUUAAUAUCCAAGCAUUGAA